AUGAGCCAACCCAACCAAGUGACUGACGUCGACCGCGCCAUCGCGUAUGUGAAGUGCGCGCGGACACGGUACGUGACAAAAAUCGAGAUCCUCGACAUGAUCAUGGUCAACGCCGCGCUGCGCCAAGACGAUAGAAUCGCGGAAUAUCGCUUUGAAAGCCGCAUCAGUCGGAUCACUGCAGUACCUGGUUCGAGGUACUCGUCCAGAUAUCGGUAA
This is a messenger RNA of Aphanomyces astaci, 216 nucleotides long. RefSeq lists its product as hypothetical. The record is from RefSeq and is a predicted model, not a curated record. NCBI's taxonomy places the organism in Eukaryota, Oomycota, Saprolegniomycetes, Saprolegniales, Verrucalvaceae. The transcript is spliced from 2 exons. Bases 1 to 216 code for a protein of 71 amino acids.